Messenger RNA from Podarcis raffonei (Aeolian wall lizard), 2826 nucleotides. RefSeq names its product cytochrome P450 2J2-like. The transcript is spliced from 10 exons. NCBI's taxonomy places the organism in Eukaryota, Metazoa, Chordata, Lepidosauria, Squamata, Lacertidae. Gene Ontology annotation, biological process: xenobiotic metabolic process; arachidonate metabolic process. The record is from RefSeq and is a predicted model, not a curated record. Gene Ontology annotation, cellular component: intracellular membrane-bounded organelle; cytoplasm. The coding region runs from base 1380 to 2633 and encodes 417 amino acids. Gene Ontology annotation, molecular function: iron ion binding; heme binding; oxidoreductase activity, acting on paired donors, with incorporation or reduction of molecular oxygen, reduced flavin or flavoprotein as one donor, and incorporation of one atom of oxygen.
UAAAAAAAGGAAUUCAAAGACUAAUACAGCAAACUGCAUCUCUGCAGUAAAUGCUAAUAUCCAGGUAAUACUCCCAGCAAGAGGAAAAGGCCAGGUCUGUGAAAUCAGCAUCAGAGAGUCAUUUAAAAGCACCAGCUGCAGCUGUGAGACUAAUGGCACUGAGACAGGAAGGAUGCACAGGCUGAUCCUGCUACCACUUACUAGUCAACACUUGUCAUAGAGAAAAUGCAACAACAUUUUGGCACGUGUAUUUUCCUGAUUUCACCUGGCUCCCCAUGCUGUAAUUAUCCUACUUUAUAUGGUUUAGUGCUUUUCAUUAUUAAUCAGAUUCUUGUCCUUUUAUAUUAGUUUCUAUAUUAUUAUUAUGUGUGUUGUUUGUAUCUGCAGGAUGAAGGAUGCUUAAAUCUGAAAGACACCACACAAAACAAGCAGCUGGUCUAAUGAAAUAGUUUAUUGCAAUAUACUCUGAAGCUUGUCCUCCCACUCUUCCCAUGUGUGAUGCAACAUGGCCCAGAAUGCUAUGCACUUCUCCUCUUCCAACAGAUGAAUGGACACCAAGUUCACUUGGCAGUGUAGCAGGAUAUUAUUAUCUAUUUCCAGGAAAGCCAUGGGACUUUUGUAGCUCGUAUGUAGCCAGGGAAGACACGAGACAAUAUUUAAUUUGUUUGUUUGUUUAAUACAUUUAUAAGCCAAAUUACUCAGACAGGUAUUUCUUAAUUCCUUACCACUUAAUUCCAUCCUCUUCUUAAUUCCUUACCACAUAUUUGUAUGGUGGCUCAACAACUUUGGACUACCCUGCCUAAAAAAAGGCUUCUCCAAAAAUUUCAAUGUGCGGGGAUGACAAAAGAAAUUCUGCACCAGGUACCACCUGACCUUGCUACACCUCUGCUGUUGUGACCCACCGUGGGUCAUAAACCUGACCCAGUGCUCUAGCCAAGCUUAUACCAACUUGAUGCCCUCCAGACUACAAUGCCCAUCUGCCCCAACCAGCAUGGCCAAUGGUCAGGGAUGAUGGGAGUUGCAGUCCAACACUAUCUGGUGGGCUCCAGUUUCCAUAUCCAUUCACAAAAGGUUUUUAUGGUGAUGAUGAAGUAGCCUCUGGCAAUGGUUGGCUCAUCUAGUUGCCUGUCACCAGAUGGCUGGAGACUAUGAAGUGCCUCUCUGCCGCUCUGAUCCCAUGCAGAGAAAACACGGGCAGGAGGGAGUAAAACAAAUGGGUUGGAAUGAAGGAAGGAACGAAAGAAAGAAAAGGAGAUGCUGGCAAGAGAAGAGAGUAUAGUGAGAUGCUUAAGAGGUGAGGAAGGCUGAAGCUCAUAUAUUAAGUUGAAAUACCUAUCAGAACAUAGCAUUCCUCUUCUCUCUUUUGACCUAAAUGAUAGAUGGCAAAACAAUAUGGAAACAUUUACACCCUUUGGGCAGGAUAUCAACCCUUCAUAAUACUGUCUGGAUUCCAAGCAGUGAAAGAAGCGCUCAUUGACCACUCUGAAGAAUUUGAAGACCGACCACAGACUCCUUUCCUUAUGACUAUGGCAAAAGGAAAGGGUAAUAUAUUUUCAAAUGGUCACACCUGGAGGCAACAGAGACGCUUUGGUGUAGUUACUAUGCGGAAGCUAGGAGUGGGGAGGAAAGGCAUGGAGCACCAAGUAGCAGAGGAGGCCCAUCAGCUCAUGGAGGUUUUUGCACGUUCAAAGGGACAACCACUUGACCCCUCCUUGCCCAUCACUAAUUCAGUCUCCAACGUGAUAUGUGCUGUGGCUUUUGGGCACCGGUUUGCUCUUGAAGAUGAACAGUUCCAGAAGCUGAUAGAAGCCAUGGAUUUCUCCCUAAAAUUUAUAGGAAGCUUCGUUCAUGCUCUUUAUGAAAUAUUUCCAUGGCUCAUGAAACAUCUCCCAGGGCCCCACAAGAAGGCCCUGUCCUGCUCAGAGAUGGUGCUUUCAUUUGCAAAGGAGGAGCUAGAGAAGCAUAAGGAGAAUCAGUCUCUGCAUGAUCCACAGGAUCUCAUUGAGUUCUAUCUACUUCAGAUGAAGAAAAGCAAAAACGACCCAGAGUCCACCUAUGAUGAAGAAAACAUGGCUUUUAGUAUUUCCGGGCUCUUUGUAGCAGGGACAGACACAGUCACCAGUUCUCUGAAAUGGGCGCUUCUCCUUCUGGCAAGUCAUCCAGAUAUCCAAGAUAAAGUCUACAAGGAGAUAGAAGAUGUUUUAGGUUCUUCUAACACAAUCUGCUAUCAAGAUAAGAAGAAACUGCCCUACACCAAUGCUGUGAUUCAUGAAAUGCAGCGCUUUAAAUAUGCCUUAUUUAUGGGGGUUCCUAGGCAAUGUACAAAGGAUGUGAAGAUGCGUGGUUUUCUCUUUCCCAAGGGGACUGCCAUUCUUCUUGAUCUGCGCUCUGUUCUUCUUGAUCCAACACGAUGGGAGACUCCUGCAGAGUUCAACCCGAAUCAUUUCUUGGACAAGAAUGGACAAUUUGUGGACAGAGAAGAAUAUCUGCCAUUUGGUGCAGCCCGCACUCAAGACAUCAGCAAUGAAGUGCUGGAGAAGUUCAAGGAGCAUUACCACAAGGUGGGGCUCACAGACGACCUGAUGGUAAUCCUCCCCAAGUCUGAUGUUUGCUACAAGCUCCUCAGUGCCUGAAGUGGACCCAAUUCACCAGCAGCCAAGGCUUAACCUCCACCCCACUGCAGAAGUCCCACUGAUUCAGAAAUCACUGCUGCUGAUCAGAUCUCUCACUCCCUUCUCCCACUUCAGGCGUUCUCCACUCUGCAAUCUGACCUCUGCUUCAUCCACACCCCACCCUUUCCUGCUGAAUAAACAGCUUUACAAGGUG